This is a messenger RNA of Mesocricetus auratus (golden hamster), 10781 nucleotides long. It is a transcript of the gene Atrx, whose product is annotated as ATRX chromatin remodeler. The transcript is spliced from 37 exons. NCBI's taxonomy places the organism in Eukaryota, Metazoa, Chordata, Mammalia, Rodentia, Cricetidae. Bases 631 to 8019 code for a protein of 2462 amino acids. Gene Ontology annotation, molecular function: ATP binding; ATP-dependent chromatin remodeler activity. The record is from RefSeq and is a predicted model, not a curated record.
GACGCGCCAAUUCUCCGGCUCGAGCCUCGGCCCAACAAAAUGGCGUCGGCGGCGGCGUCGCUUUGUUUCAGCGGCUCCUGCGGCGGCGGCAGUGGUAGCGGCCUUUGAGCUGUAGGGAGGAUCCAGCAGCAGCUGCGGUGACUACUAAGAUUCCAGUACUUUUCGUUCACGAUCGGGCACUGGGGAACGAGGAACGGUACCCAAGGGUUGCCGAAGCCAGGCAGGCGUCCGAGCCAAAAACAUGACCGCUGAGCCCAUGAGGUAAAACGCAAGCCCUUGUCACGGGCCCCGGCGUUCUGCUCCCGGGAGCCUUCCACUCGAGUGGGGUGUUUGCAAAGACGUGCGCUAGGCGCCCUAGGCCCGCGCGCGGCUUCGCGGUCAGCGGCAUCGUUUUCCCUCUAGGUCUUCAACAUCUGGGAUGGCCUGAGCACAUUCUGAGUCAUUGUUCACCCAGAAAUGUGCUUUGCUAAUCUUCUAGGCACUUCUCAAUCCAGUAAUAAAGUUGACAAGUAAGAUCAACUGUUCCAAAUCCAUGAAAGCAAGUUGAAUACAUUGGUGCAGAAGCUACAUGACUUCCUAGCACAUUCAUCAGAAGAAUCUGAAGAAACGUGUUCUUCUCCACAACUUGUAAUGAACCAAACCACAGAUAAAAACAGUGGUUCUGCAAUUAACUCUGAUAUGAUGGAAAAUAACAAGGAAGAGGGAACUAGCACCUCAGAAAAAUCCAAAUCUUCAGGAUCUUCAAGGUCAAAGAGGAAGCCUACAAUUGUGACAAAAUAUAUAGAAUCUGAUGAUGAAAAACCCAUGGAUGAGACUGUAAAUGAAAAAGCUGCUAAUGAGAAUUCAGAAAAUGAUAUUACUAUGCAAAGCUUGCCAAAAGGUACAGUGAUUGUACAACCAGAGCCAGUGCUGAAUGAAGACAAAGAUGAUUUUAAAGGGCCUGAAUUUAGAAGCAGAAGUAAAAUGAAAACUGAAAAUCUCAAAAAACGCGGAGAAGAUGGACUUCAUGGGAUUGUGAGCUGCACAGCUUGUGGACAACAGGUCAAUCAUUUUCAAAAAGAUUCCAUUUAUAGACAUCCUUCACUGAAUGUUCUUAUUUGUAAGAACUGCUUUAAGUAUUACAUGAGUGACGAUAUUAGCCGUGACUCAGAUGGAAUGGAUGAACAAUGUAGAUGGUGUGCAGAAGGUGGGAACUUGAUUUGCUGCGACUUUUGCCAUAAUGCCUUCUGUAAGAAAUGCAUCCUACGCAACCUUGGUCGAAAGGAAUUGUCUACAAUACUGGAUGAAAACAAUCAAUGGUAUUGCUACAUUUGUCAGCCAGAGCCUCUGUUGGACUUGGUCACUGCAUGUAAUAGUGUAUUUGAGAAUUUAGAACAGUUGUUGCAACAAAAUAAGAAGAAGAUAAAAGUUGACAGUGAAAAGAGUAGUAAAGUAUGUGACCAAACACCCAAAUUUUCUCCAAAGAAGAAUAGUUCCAGUUGUAAUGGAGAAGAGAAGAAAUUAGAUGAUUCACAUUCUGGCUCUGUAACUUGUACUUACUCAGCACUAACUGUGCCCAAAGAGAUGCUUAAGAAGACAAAAAAACUGAUUGAGACUACGUCCAACAUGAACUCCAGUUACAUUAAGUUUCUCAAGCAGGCAGCAGACAAUUCAGAAAUGAGUUCUGCUGUGAAGUUACGUCAGCUUAAAGCUUUUAAAUCUGUGUUGAUUGAUAUCAAGAAGGCUCAUAUUGCAUUAGAAGAAGAUUUAAAUUCUGAGAUCCGAGCUUUGGUUGCUGUACACAAAGAGAAAAAUACCAAAGAGCUUAAAAUCACUGAUGCAAAGUCUGAAACAAAAGUGCGAAAGGGGGAAAAAUCCUAUACUCCAGAAAAGAAAGAUUCUUUAAAGUCAGAUGCUAGGUCAUCAAAGAUGACAGGCGACGAGCACAUCCCAGGGGAAGAGCACAAAGGAAAUAAAAGUACUAGUGGUGAACACAAGGGUUCGGGUAGGAAAGAUGGACCUCAGUAUGAACCUAAUACUUCUGAAGAUUUAGACAUGGAUAUUGUGUCUGUUCCUUCCUCAGUUCCUGAAGACAUUUUCGAUAGCCUUGAGUCUGCUAUGGAAGUUCAGUGUUCAUCUGAUUGUCAAGGAGAUGGCAACAGUGGGACCGAACCAGAAAUGGAGAUACCAUGUCUAAAACUUAUCACCUCUUCGAAAGACAGAAGAGGAAGUGCUAAGUCAAAAAUGGCAGCGAAAGUAAGAAAAGAAUUAUAUGUUAAACUCACCCCAGUUUCCCUUUCUAAUUCCCCAGUUAAAGGUGCUGACUGUCAGGGAGUUUCACAAGAGAAGGAUGGCCAUAAAAGUUCCAGGGUGACCCCCAACUCAGACAAAUGUGGACUGGAAGAGGAAAAUAGUGAUAAUGAACAUUCAGUUGAAAAUGAUGUUGCAUUAUUUUUAGAAGAAUCUGAUCUUCGAAGAUCCCCACGUGUAAAAACUACACCGUUGAGGAGACAAACAGAAAUUAACCCUGCAAUAUCCAAUUCAGAUGAAGAAAGUAAUGAAACUAUUAAAGAGAAACGAAAGCUGUCAGUUCCAUUAAGAAAAAAGGAUAAGCGAAAUUCUUCUGACUUUGCUGUUGGUCACCCUAAGUCUCAUAAGGUACGCAAAACUAAGCAACCAGAGAUUGCAGAUCAGAAUUCAGAUUCUGAUGAAAUGCUUGCAGUCCUUAAAGAGGCAAGCCAGAUGAGUCACAGCUCUUCUUCAGACACUGACAUUAAUGAAAUACUGAUGAAUCACAAAGUUGAAACAGGCAAAGAUGAUAAUGGAAAAAGGAAACGGAAAAAUUCUACUUCUGGGUCAGAUUUUGACAUUAAAAAAGGAAAGUCAGUUGAAACGUCUAUUAUCUUGAAAAAGAAGCGUCAAAACUACUCGGAGUCCUCUAACUAUGACUCAGAGUUGGAGAGAGAGAUAAAAGUUAUGAGCAGAAUUGGAGCUGCCAGAAUAACUAAAAAAGGUGUUUCAGAUAAGAAAGAACGUGACUUUUCUGAAGAUGAAAAACAGAGCAAAAAAGUAGUGGAUGAUGAAGGGCAGGAAAGUGUGAAGACUGUACAAGGAGGAUUGUCUGGUGACGAUACUGGAGACACUGAAAAACAGGGAGAGAAUUUGUCUGCAUCGGAAGGUUCAGUUGAGAAAGGGAAGAGUGCAGUGGAUUCAAGGGAGAUGCAUUGCACCAGACAGCAGCCAAGUAUUUCAUCUGAUGGCCUGGAAAAGCCUUCAGGGGGAGAGGAGGAUGUAAAUUCUGAUGGCAAGAGAGUUUCUAAAACUAAAGAGAAGAGUAAACAUCUGAGAACCAGAGCAUGUAGAAAAGCACAGCGUGGGUCAUCUGAUGCUACUGAUAGAUUUCCAAAGAAAGAGCAGAGUGAUGAAUCUUCUGAAGGUGAGAAAAAGCAAAACAGACAGGGAGCUGGAGCAAAAGCAAAGAAAACUAUAGACUUAAAGGAAGAAGCAAUUAAGACAGAGCAACAGUAUGAGUCUUCCUCUGAUAGUACUGAGAAAUUGCCCGAGGGAGAAGAAAGUGGUCAUUUUUCUAAAGAUAUAAAACAAAAUAAGAAUGAAACAACUGAUGAAGAAAAGAAAGGCAAAAAAGUGAAAGAUAAAUUAUCUAAAAAGAAGGAAGAUGUAUCUGAUGGUGUUGAUAAGUUGACAAGCAAAAGAGACAGUUGUGACUCUUCAGAAGAUAAAAAGAACAAGAAUAGAGUGUCUCAAAGAGAGAAGAAGAAAUCCAGCUUACCUGCAAAGAGUUCAGGCAAGAGGCCAGAGUGUUCAUCAUCAGAUACUGAGAAAUAUUCCUUGAAAAGAGAGUGCUGUGACUCUACUAGUAGACCGAAAAGAACUGAAUUAAGAGAAAGAAGAAAUUUAAGUUUAAAGAGAAAUACCAAGGAAAUACAGAGUCGCUCAUCUUCUUCUGAUGUUGAGGGAAGUUCAGAAGAUAAUAAGAAACGGAAGAAACAAAGAACUUCAGCCAAAAAGAAGACAGGCAAUGCCAAGGAGAAAAGAGGAAACUCCUUAAGAACAAGUACUAAAAGAAAGCAAGCAGCCAUUACCUCUUCGUCUUCUGAUAUAGGAGAUGAUGACCAGAAUUCUGCAGGUGAGGAGAGCAGCGAUGAACAGAAAAUAAAACCUGUGACUGAGAAUUUAGUGCUGCCUUCACAUACUGGAUUUUGUCAGUCUUCAGGAGAUGAAGCCUUAUCUAAAUCAGUGCCUGUCACAGUGGAUGAUGACGACGACGACAAUGAUCCUGAGAAUAGAAUUGCCAAGAAGAUGCUUCUAGAAGAAAUUAAAGCCAAUCUUUCCUCUGAUGAGGAUGGAUCUUCAGAGGUUGAACCUGAAGGAGAGAAAAAGAGAACUGGAAAACCAAGUGAAGAACCUCCCGGAGAUGAGGAAGCCCCAAAUCAAGUCAAUUCUGAAUCAGAUUCAGAUUCUGAAGAAUCUAAGAAGCCAAGAUACAGACACAGACUUUUGAGGUACAAACUGACUGUGAGUGAUGGAGAAUCUGGAGAAGAAAAAAAGACAAAUCCUAAAGAACAUAAAGAAACCAAAGGAAGAAUUAGAAGAAAGAUGAGCAGUGAGGAUUCAGAAGAUACUGAUUUUCAAGAGUCAGGAGUUAGUGAAGAAGUGAGUGAAUCUGAGGAUGAGCAGCGGCCUAGGACAAGGUCUGCAAAGAAAGCAGAAUUGGAAGAAAAUCACCGGAGUUAUAAACAGAAAAAGAAAAGACGACGGAUUAAGGUUCAAGAGGAUUCAUCCAGUGAAAAUAAGAGCCAUUCUGAAGAAGAAAGAAAGGAAGAUGAUGAGGAUGAAGAUGAGGAUGAGGAGGAAGAAGAUGAAAAUGAUGAUUCUAAGUCACCUGGAAAAGGCAGAAAGAAAAUUCGGAAGAUUCUUAAAGAUGAUAAACUGAGAACAGAAACCCAGAAUGCCCUUAAAGAAGAGGAAGAGAGACGGAAGCGUAUUGCUGAGAGGGAACGUGAGAGAGAGAAAUUAAGAGAGGUGAUAGAAAUUGAGGAUGCCUCACCUACUAAGUGUCCAAUAACAACCAAAUUGGUUUUAGAUGAAGAUGAAGAAACCAAAGAACCUUUAGUGCAGGUUCAUAGAAACAUGGUUAUAAAAUUGAAACCCCACCAAGUAGAUGGUGUUCAGUUUAUGUGGGAUUGCUGCUGUGAGUCUGUGAAAAAGACAAAGAAAUCCCCAGGUUCAGGGUGUAUUCUUGCCCACUGUAUGGGCCUUGGAAAGACCUUGCAGGUGGUCAGUUUUCUUCACACAGUUCUUUUGUGUGACAAAUUGGAUUUCAGUACAGCUUUAGUGGUUUGUCCUCUUAACACUGCUUUGAAUUGGAUGAAUGAAUUUGAGAAGUGGCAGGAGGGAUUAAAUGAUGAUGAAAAGCUUGAGGUCUGUGAAUUAGCAACCGUGAAACGUCCACAGGAGAGAAGUUAUAUGCUACAGAAAUGGCAAGAAGAUGGUGGUGUUAUGAUCAUAGGGUAUGAGAUGUAUAGAAACCUUGCUCAAGGAAGGAAUGUGAAGAGUCGGAAACUUAAAGAAAUAUUUAAUAAAGCUUUAGUUGAUCCAGGCCCUGAUUUUGUUGUUUGUGAUGAAGGCCAUAUUCUAAAAAAUGAAGCAUCUGCUGUUUCAAAAGCUAUGAACUCUAUACGAUCUAGGAGGAGGAUUAUUUUAACAGGAACACCACUUCAAAAUAACCUGAUUGAGUAUCAUUGCAUGGUUAACUUUAUCAAAGAAAAUUUGCUUGGAUCCAUCAAGGAGUUCAGGAAUAGAUUCAUAAAUCCAAUCCAAAAUGGUCAGUGUGCAGACUCCACCAUGGUCGAUGUGAGAGUGAUGAAAAAGCGUGCUCAUAUCCUCUAUGAGAUGCUGGCUGGAUGUGUUCAGAGGAAAGAUUAUACAGCAUUAACAAAGUUCUUGCCUCCAAAACAUGAAUAUGUAUUAGCUGUGAGAAUGACUGCUAUUCAGUGCAAGCUCUAUCAAUACUACUUAGAUCACUUAACAGGUGUAGGCAAUAGCACUGAAGGCGGAAGAGGAAAGGCAGGCGCAAAACUCUUCCAAGAUUUUCAGAUGUUAAGUAGAAUCUGGACUCAUCCCUGGUGUUUACAGCUGGACUACAUUAGCAAAGAAAAUAAGGGUUAUUUUGAUGAAGAUAGUAUGGAUGAAUUUAUAGCUUCAGAUUCUGAUGAAACCUCCGUGAGCUUAAGCUCAGAUGAGUAUGCAAAAAAGAAGAAAACAAAGGGUAAAAAAGGGAAAAAGGAUAUUAGCUCAAGUGAAAGUGGUAGUGACAAUGAUGUUGAAGUCAUCAAAGUCUGGAAUUCAAGAUCUAGAGGAGGCGGAGAAGGAAAUGUGGAUGAAACAGGAAACAACCCUUCAGGUUCUUUGAAGCUAGAAGAAAGUAAAACCACUUCCACUUCUAACCCAAGUAGCCCAGCUCCAGAUUGGUACAAAGAUUUUGUUACAGAUGCUGAUGCAGAGGUUUUAGAGCAUUCUGGAAAAAUGGUACUACUUUUUGAAAUUCUUCGAAUGGCUGAAGAAAUUGGGGAUAAAGUUCUUGUCUUUAGCCAGUCGCUCAUAUCUCUGGACUUGAUUGAAGAUUUUCUUGAAUUGGCUAGUAGGGAGAAAACAGAAGAUAAAGAUAAACCUCUUAUUUAUAAAGGUGAAGGUAAGUGGCUCCGGAAUAUUGACUAUUACCGCUUAGAUGGUUCUACUACUGCACAGUCAAGGAAGAAGUGGGCUGAAGAAUUUAAUGAUGAAACCAAUGUGAGAGGGCGAUUGUUUAUCAUUUCGACCAAAGCAGGAUCUCUUGGAAUUAACCUGGUAGCUGCUAAUAGAGUGAUCAUAUUCGAUGCUUCUUGGAAUCCAUCUUAUGACAUCCAGAGUAUAUUCAGAGUUUAUCGCUUUGGACAAACUAAGCCUGUUUAUGUAUAUAGGUUCUUAGCUCAGGGAACCAUGGAAGAUAAGAUUUAUGAUCGACAGGUAACAAAGCAGUCACUGUCUUUCCGAGUUGUUGAUCAACAGCAGGUUGAACGUCAUUUUACCAUGAAUGAGCUUACUGAACUUUAUACUUUUGAGCCAGACUUACUAGAUGACCCUAACUCAGAAAAGAAGAAGAAAAGGGAUACCCCCAUGCUGCCAAAGGAUACCAUACUUGCAGAACUUCUUCAGAUACAUAAAGAACACAUUGUAGGAUAUCAUGAACAUGAUUCUCUUUUGGACCACAAAGAAGAAGAAGAGCUAACUGAAGAGGAAAGAAAAGCAGCUUGGGCUGAAUAUGAAGCAGAAAAGAAGUCAUUGGACGGAGCAAUGAAGACGAGAGAGGUCACAUUUGAAGGAAGACACAUCAAUGUAGUUGUUCCUCAGGGACUGACCAUGCGUUUCAACAUACCGACUGGGACCAAUUUACCCCCUGUCACUUUCACCUCUCAAACUCCUUAUAUUCCUUUUAACUUGGGAGCCCUGUCAGCAAUGAGUAAUCAACAGCUGGAGGACCUUAUUAAUCAAGGCAGAGAAAAGGUUGUAGAAGCAACGAACAGUGUGACAGCAGUGAGGAUCCAGCCUCUUGAAGAUAUCAUUUCAACUGUAUGGAAAGAAAACAUGAAUCUCUCUGAGGCCCAAGUACAAGCACUAGCAUUAAGUAGACAAGCCAGCCAGGAGCUUGACGUGAAACGAAGAGAAGCAAUCUACAAUGAUGUAUUGACAAAACAACAGAUGUUAAUCAGCUGUGUGCAGCGAAUACUUAUGAACAGAAGACUCCAGCAGCAGUACAAUCAGCAGCAACAGCAACAAAUGACUUAUCAGCAAGCAACACUGAGUCACCUCAUGAUGCCAAAGCCUCCAAAUUUAAUCAUGACUCCUUCUAACUACCAGCAGAUUGAUAUGAGAGGAAUGUAUCAGUCAGUGGCUGCUGGUAUGCAGCCACCACCCUUACAACGUGCACCGCCCCCAAUGAGAAGCAAAAAUCCAGGACCUUCCCCGGGGAAAUCAAUGUGAUUUUGCACUAAAAGCUUAAAGGAUUAUUAAAAUCAUAGAAAGAUCUUUUAUUUUUUUAGGAAUCAAUGACUUAACAGAACUCAACUGUAUAAAUAGUUUGGACCCCUUAAAUGCCAAUCUUCCAUAUUAGUUUAAAAUUUUUUUAAAUAUGGCAUACCAUUUCUCUCUGACAUUUGUCAGUGAUGUUGCCUACAAUCUUCUUACACACAUUGAGUACAGAAGAUAUUUCAAAUUGUUUUCAGUGAAAACAAAUCCUUCCAUAACAGUAACAGCUCCACAGAUUUCCUCUCUAAAUUUUUAUGCCUGCUUUUAGCAACCAUAAAAUUGUCAUAAAAUUAAUGAAUUUAGAAAUUAAUAAAGAUUUAUAUAUUCGCUCUUUACAUAUAAAACCACACAGCUGAGUUCUUAGAGUUGAUUCCUCAAGUUAUAAAAAUACUUUUGUACUUAAUCCAUUUCUUGAUUAGAGUGAUUGAAAUGGUCUUAAUGUUCUUUUGACUGAAGUCUGAAACUGGGCUCCUGCUAUGCUGUGUCUGUGAUUAAAAGUUAGAUCUAAGGGUCAUCUUAGACACAGAAGCAUAUGCAAUAUUCUUAAAUACUACUACUUUAAAGUUGGAGGAGCCUUGCAGUUAUCUUAGCAUUGUAUAAACAGCCUUAAGUACAGUUGAAUACAAGGAAAUUCCUUUUUCUUAUUUAGUCUCUCUGCCAUUUUUUAUUUCCAGUUGUAUGUGCUGAAAUAAUUACUGGUAAGAUUUCGGGGUGUGGGUUAUUUUCUGCACAUGCGUUUCUUGUCUCCUGGCACCAAUGGAAACACGUCUGUCAGCCAUUGUGCCAGUGCUGGUGCUUCAUCCUGUUGCUGGCAGUGGGAUGCAAACUAAGAAAAUCAAGUUAGAACAUUUGAAGAGGUUAGUGCUGAAGCUGUGGUAUUAAGCUCACACCCUGUUUUAUAAACAACAUCAAAAUGGCAGAACCGUUGCUGACUUUAAGUUCACAUGAGGAAUGUGCUUUAACAGUCCCCAGUACUGUCAGUAUUGCAGAAUAAUUCCUCUUAAAGAUUAGGAUCACUGGCUUCUUUCUGCUCACCACCGUGUUCUUUUUUCCCAGUUCCUUUAAAUUUUAUUUUAGUAACUUGUUUUCAAGUUUGAUAUUUUUCCAGUAUUGAUCUCUGGGGUGAUUUUUAUUUUGCAUAAAGUUAAUUCACCCAAUUCUUAAAGGUUUCUUACUAUAAAAUCAUUUAAUUUCUUUUUCUAGAUCCAGGUUUAUGAAAAGUGAUAUACAAUUUUAUUCAUGUUCAAUUUGAUUGCUUGAGUUUCUUCAAUAAAAAGAUCGUGUUUGACUGUGGGAGUCAACUCAUCACAGCAAUACCAUUUAUGAAACGAUGAUGUAACAAGUAGUAGAAAUAGCUAAAGAAAAGCUGGGUAGAGUAUUUGUUGUAGGCAUCUCUCUGGACUUGAUUGAAUUGAACAUGAGCUAAACAUUGAGCUAACAUUGAACGUGGUUUUAGUUGUUUGCAUAAUAAAAGAUUUCCAUUUUUAUCUUGGAAGAACUAGUGGCUGAAACAUCCACACACACUGUUUGUGAUGAAUGUUGUGAGGUUUGGUGUCUCCACCUUCCCGUGAUGAAACACACUAAUGAACUCCAUGUAUUUGGAUAUCAAGUUCAUUUCAUUGGAGGGGGCAGGUGUGUGUUUACUUUGGAAGAAAUAAAAGAAGCAAGAUUUAUGAGGUAAAUAUUUGAAAGUAUGCUCUGGCCAACUGUUAUCAGAAUACUUUAAAACUGAUUUACUAGACCUUGGAAUUUUCAACAUGGUCUAAUUAUUUACUCAAAGACAUAGAUGUGAAAAUUUUAGGCAACCUUCUAAUCUGUUUUCGCAAUGGAUGAAGCUAUAACUUGAAGAAUAGGAAUUAGAAGGACUAAUUGGAAAUCAGAGUUUGAAAUAAAUCUUGGACCACUUUGCAUACACUCUUCUCACUUGACAUCUUAGCAACAUGAUAUAUGUACUUUGAGUAUAACAUCAACUUUUAACAAAUAUUUAAAGACAGAAAUCACAUAAGAUACUAAAAAGCUCAUUUUUAUAUUUGUUUUAGAUGUUUUAAAUAGUUGCAAUGGCUUAAAAUGACGAUUUAAAAUGUUGCUUGUAAUACAGUUUUGCCUGCUAAAUUUUCCACAUUUUGUAACCUGUUUUAUUUCUUUGGGUGUAAAGCGUUUUGGCCUAGAAUUGUGAUAUUGUAUGUUUUGUCCCAGUUGUAUAGUAAUGUUUCAGUCCAUCAUCCAGCUUUGGCUGCUGAAAUCAUACAGCUGUGAAGAUUUGCCUUGGUUUCUGUUAGACUGCUAUUCAGUUCUGUAUUGAGUAUCUUAAGUACUGUAGAAAAGAUGUCACUGCUUCCUUUAAGGCUGUUUUGUAAUAUAUAUAAGGACUGGAAUUGUGUUUUUAAAGAAAAGCAUUCAAGUAUGACAAUAUAUCUGUGUUUUCACCUUUCAAAGUGCUGUUUAGUAGUUGAAACUUAAACUAUUUAAUGUCAUUUAAUAAAGUGACCAAAAUGUGUUGUGCUUUUUCUUGCAUUUUCACAGCUUUGAAAAAAAUCUGUGCACAUAUUGUUUCAUAGAAAAAUGUAUAGCUUUUGAUGUCCUGUUUAAUGGUGGUUCUUUUGCACAUUUAGUUGUUUACUAUUUGGGAGGUCAAGAGGUUUGGUUUUUAAAUCUGUUAUAUACUAAAUUCUGUAAAAGGAGAUCUCUAACCUCAAAAAGAAUUUACAUACCAGGAA